AAGAUCACAGCGAAUGGCACCACUGACUAUAAAAUCGGCUUCAAGGAGGCUUUUUACCAGCUCUCCUCAAUGAAUGUUUCAAGAGCAAACUGUAAUAAGAUCAUCAUGCUGUUCACUGAUGGAGGGGAGGACAGAGCUUCAGAGAUCUUUGAAGAGUACAACAGUGAAAAGAAGGUUCGAAUCUUCACCUUUUCUGUGGGCCAGCAUAACUAUGAUAAGACACCAAUUCAAUGGAUGGCUUGCAAUAACAAAGGUUAUUAUUAUGAGAUCCCCUCGAUUGGAGCCAUCAGGAUCAACACCCAGGAGUACCUGGAUGUGUUGGGUAGACCCAUGGUGAAAGAAUACAAGAAAGCAAAGAGCGUACAGUGGACCAACGUUUAUGUGGACGCUCUAGAAUUGGGCCUUGUGAUUACAGGCACUCUGCCAGUGUUCAAUAAGACCAGCACCAGGAAGAGUCAAGACAAGAAUAAGGCCCAGAGCCAGCUGAUUUUGGGGGUGAUGGCCAUAGACGUGUCUCUGGAUGACAUCAAGAGACUGACUCCACAUUACACUCUCGGACCAAAUGGAUAUUACUUCGCCAUCGACCCCAAUGGCUACGUGCUACUUCAUCCCAACCUUCAGCCAAAGGAUCUCAAGUCUCAAGAACCCGUGACAUUGGACCUCUUGGAUGCAGAACUAGAGGAUGAAGUGAAGGUGGAGAUCAGAAGUAGUAUGAUAGAGGGUCAGAAGGAUCAAAAGAGAUUCCAAACACUUAUGAAGUCUCAAGAUGAGCGUUACAUAGACAGAGGCAUCAGAGCCUACACUUGGGGUCCAGUCCAUGACACAGACUACAGUCUUGCUUUAGUUCUACCUGAUUACAGUGUCAGCUACAUCAAGGCCACUAUAGUAGACACCAUCACUCAGGCCAAAUCUUGGAAUGUCUCAGAAAAUCCCGAAGAAGCUGUUUUUGAAAGCCUGCAUGCGGACAGAUUUGAAGAGUAUGGAUAUACUUUAAUAGCACCCAGAGAUUACUGCACAGACCUGAAAGCUCAGAGUGACAACAACACACAAUUCCUCUCAGACUUCAUUGAGUACAUUGACAUCCAUACCCCCAACCACUCGCCGUGUAAUAUGGAGCUAAUAAACAGACUGCUGUUGGACGCUGGCAUCACCGCUGAACUGGCCAAACACUGGAACAAACAGGGGCAGAAUGAGAGAAUCAGGGCUAAGUUUGUGGUGACAGACGGCGGAGUCACUAGAGUCUAUCCUGCGAGUGCUGGUUCAGAAUGGACUGAACAGGCAGAAACAUACAAAUCUAGUUUCUACAAGAGAAGUCUGGACAACAACAUUUUUGUAUUUACAUCAUCGCCAUAUGCAUUCAAUGAAACUCAAGAUUCUAUUUUAGUGAGCAGAGCGAUGGACCUGAGAGUUGAUGAAUUCAUGCUGAAGCCAGCAGUGGUUGGUGUUAAACUGGAUAAACAGACUUGGAUGGAAAGCUUCAUCAACGCUACGAUUACGCCCAAAUGUGUUGGGGAAAUCUGUGGGUGCAGGAGGGACGAUAGCAAUCUGGACUGCUUUCUUCUGGAUGAUGGAGGCUUUCUUGUCAUGACCAAUAAGGACCUGUAUAUCAAUAAGAUCGGACAGUUUUUUGGGAUGAUUGACCCCAGCCUAAUGAGGAAUCUGAUAAACGAAUCCCUGUUCUCCAUCAACAUAACCUAUGACUACCAGGCCCUCUGUGAACCCACCAAAGAAACUAAAGCCGCCGCUGGUCUCAGAUCAGUCUAUGUGCCCACCAUAGCUGACAUCCUGAACAUUGGUUGGUGGGCUUCUGCAGCAGCCUGGUCAAUAUUGCAGCAGUUGUUUGUCAGCAUCACAUUUCCUAACUUCCUUGAGGCAGCGGACCUAGACGAUGACCUGUCUGAAAUGCCAUCUAAAGAGAGUUGCAUUAAAGAGCAGAAACAGUAUUUCUUUGAGAAUGAUGAGACAACUUUUAAGGGGACUAUUGAUUGUCAGAACUGCUCCAGGCAGUUCAUAGCUGAAAAGCUUCCGAAGACAAAUCUGGUGCUUAUUGUUGCCGACACAAAAGAACCGUGUUGCCAGGCUGAUGAAAGAUUUUUCUCCCAGGAAGAAAAGCCUUCUCCAGGUCCAGAUCCCUGUGAGAUAGCCCAGAACCCACGCUAUCGGAAAGGUCCGACACAGUGCUUUGAAAACAACGCAAGUGAUGAGGCCAUGUGUAGGAGAAAUGCAGGCUCUCCACUGCUUUCCUCUCUGCUCAUGUUACUGCUGCCAGUGUUCAUGUGCUGUCUCGGGAGCAGAAUGAGGAUUGCGGUGGGGCGUCAAGUCUGAGUCCAUCUAUCGUGUCCAUGGUCAUCCUCCAGCUGCCGCUGCUCUGGCUUCUGAUUGGACGAGGACACUGCCU
This is a messenger RNA of Sinocyclocheilus grahami, 2398 nucleotides long. RefSeq names its product voltage-dependent calcium channel subunit alpha-2/delta-1-like. Gene Ontology annotation, cellular component: L-type voltage-gated calcium channel complex. Bases 70 to 2325 code for a protein of 751 amino acids. Gene Ontology annotation, molecular function: voltage-gated calcium channel activity. Lineage: Eukaryota; Metazoa; Chordata; Actinopteri; Cypriniformes; Cyprinidae. The record is from RefSeq and is a predicted model, not a curated record. The transcript has 31 exons.